Cyclopterus lumpus (lumpfish) is the source of this 2306-nucleotide messenger RNA. RefSeq names its product MORN repeat containing 4 (gene morn4). The record is from RefSeq and is a predicted model, not a curated record. The transcript has 5 exons. Bases 63 to 503 code for a protein of 146 amino acids. Lineage: Eukaryota; Metazoa; Chordata; Actinopteri; Perciformes; Cyclopteridae.
CUCCGCUCCUGUAGGUUGACUUCCAUGCUUCAGAGACAACACACGUAGCAUACAGAGGGGACAUGACUCUGACCAGAGGAUCCUUCACCUAUGCCAGUGGGGAAGAGUACCACGGCGAGUGGAAAGAAGGUCGGAGGCAUGGUGUUGGCCAGCUCAAGUUUCAGGAUGGAACUUGCUACUGUGGCCAGUUUGAGAAUGGACUCUUCCAUGGCUCUGGUGUACUGCUCUUCACAGAUGGAUCCAGGUACGAAGGAGAAUUUGCACACGGAAAGUUUCAAGGCGCAGGAGUCUUCGGUCGAUGCGAUGGCAUGAAGUUUGAAGGAGAAUUUAAAGAUGGACGUGUUGAGGGAUACGGACUAUUGACUUUCUCAGAUGGAGCUCAUGGUGUCCCGCGAAACGAAGGCUUGUUUCAAAACCACAAGCUGCAAAAGAGAGAAAAGUGUCCAGGAGUGGUGCAGCGUGCGCAGGCUUCAGCCUCCAAUGCUCGCAGCCUGACACUGUGACUGUCAUGAACCGUGGAGGAGACACAGUCGGAGUUCCAGCACUUUCCAGGAGGGCAUCAAGGAUGUGUACUCGUAUACUCCCCUCCAGCUCUUCUCUCUGGGUCUUUCUCUCUUUUUCACCAUACCUCUCUUUUUCUUUUUUUGGAAUCUUCCCUGCUUCGUCUUCACAGUGGCUUGGAAUGCACAUGCAGUGUGAGCAAACAAUGGCUUUCUGUAUGACUGACCUGAAAUGCACAACACCAUUAGGCGCACCUUUUACUUCACAAGACACAUAAACACCAAAUGGUGCUGGGUUCCCUUGUUCAAAUUAUUGUACUCAUAGUGUCUUAGUGUUUUUCUCAAGAAUAGUUAGCUUUCAUACAUCAAACAAUGGAAUAUGGGAGACCUCUCAACUUUCUGCUUCAUAAGGAGGAGUAAAGUAAGUCUGUAUGUUGAAGACUUGAACCACUAUAUUGAUCAAUUCAUCUUAAAACAUGCUGCAAUCCUUUACAAGAGAGUGGUACUUAAAGGCCCCUGUGAGGUUUUGACAUCCGGACCUAAACAAUGUAUAAUUUAAAGCUAUUAAAAAAGAACACUCCACGGGGCACCUUCAAAAACUCAUCUCAAUUAACAGUGCUGCUGCAAACUUUUAUCUUUGCGUGCAUUAUGUCCCUGGUCUUUCUCCUUUUAGAAGAUCAGUAUUCACGUUUGCCUUAAAGACAUUUUGGUACAAGUAGUUCCAGGGAGUCCAUCUGAAGAUGACGUGCAGUUCCCGCUCCUUUCCUUCUCCUCUGCAUCAUUGGCCCUAAGGUGUCUAUCCUAAUGAAUUUGAGGACUAUUUGAUUACCUUCAGUCUGAGGGAUACGUUGCUAAGCUGGUGCUGAGUCUCGGCUCCCAUCACUCACAAGUCCAGUAACUCUCCUCCCUCCAAUAAACCUCCCUUUCCCAGUGGAAAUCAUGGGAGGGGAGAUUGAACUCUGCUGGAUAAUUCUCUCAUGGUUCCCCCGGUAACCUGAAAGACUUGGAUGACUGGACUUUCUCAAAGUUGUUUUUAAAAAAUCUGAAUUAAAUGCAUUGAAUUAGAGACAUAUAGCUUAAUUGAGGCAGCUGAAUGAAAUCAUUUAUAAACCAGAUGUAUAUUUAGGAAUAUGUAAUUAUGUAUGUGUUUUUUCUGUGAGACAGAUAUGCAUUGUCAUUGGUGGUGUUUGUUCUGACCUUUCAAAUGAAUUAAGAGAUACAUGUUUGAUUGGUCAGGUAUAUAAAUUGUUGUUACUGAGUUAUUAAGGCAGUGUGGUUUAGUAUUUUAAGAAAUGUAUUAACCAUUAUAGCCGAUCGCAGCUAUUCUGUGAUUACAGAGGAAUUUGGUGUACUUGAACAGUGUAUAGGCCUUACAAAGCAUUUGUAGACAAUGGCUUGUCUAGGGUUGCCUACAUAGAAACUCAACCAAAGACUGUCAAAUGAUAUUACAGGUAAGGAAGCCUGGAAGAGUCAACUGUUACAUGUGUAAUUUCUUAUAGCUGAACAAUAAAGUAAAAUCAAUGAGGACAAAUCCACCUGGGGCUUUAGUGUGCAAGAAAAACAAAAGGACCGAAGAUUAAACAGGGAAUUUAUAUGAUAUCCUGUUGUACAUAUUCCUUAAACCUAGAUUAUCGCAGUUCCUGGUUUUCAUUGUCAUUUUCGAUCAAUCAAUACUCAAUAUCAUGAACUUCGGUACCACAGUGUGCUGCAAAAUACAAUCAGAAAGAUUGAAGGUAACAUUGGACAGUAGACCAGUGCAUUAAUUAAUACCCCUAUCAACAAGCACAAAUGAUACUUUAAUGUUUG